Molecule: messenger RNA, 2681 nt
Organism: Acanthisitta chloris (rifleman)
Lineage: Eukaryota; Metazoa; Chordata; Aves; Passeriformes; Acanthisittidae
Gene: EML1
Product: echinoderm microtubule associated protein like 1
Exons: 21
Coding region: 31-2385 (784 amino acids)
Biological process (GO): microtubule cytoskeleton organization
Cellular component (GO): mitotic spindle
Molecular function (GO): microtubule binding
Source: RefSeq, a predicted model, not a curated record
UCAGAUGACAGUGCCUCUGCUGCGAGCAGUAUGGAGGUAACGGAUCGCAUUGCCUCUCUGGAGCAGCGUGUCCAGAUGCAGGAAGAUGACAUCCAGCUGCUCAAAUCUGCCCUUGCUGACGUGGUUCGACGCUUGAACAUUACGGAGGAGCAGCAGGCCAUGCAGAACAAGAAAGGACCUACCAAAGCAAGACCACUGGUACAAACGCUGCCUUUAAGGACUACAGUUAAUAAUGGAACUGUGUUACCAAAGAAACCAAGUGGCUCUUUACCUUCCCCAUCAGGAACCAGAAAGGAUACUGUACCUCCAGCAGCAAAAAGCACCAUUAAGAGAACCAGUUCAUCUGAGCGUGUGUCCCCAGGAGGUCGGAGGGAAAGCUAUGGAGAUUCCAAAGGGAGUCGCAACCGCACUGGUUCCACCAGCAGUUCAUCUAGUGGUAAAAAGAACAGUGAAAGCAAACCCAAGGAACCAAUGUUCAGUGCAGAGGAAGGAUACGUAAAAAUGUUUCUUCGUGGACGUCCUGUUACCAUGUACAUGCCCAAAGAGCAAGUGGAAUCUUACAAUUUGGAAGCAAAAGUAGAACUACCAGCCAAGAGGCUUAAACUGGAAUGGGUCUAUGGCUAUAGGGGUCGGGACUGUCGCAGUAAUCUCUAUCUUCUCCCGACGGGCGAAACUGUGUAUUUCAUCGCGUCUGUAGUCGUGUUAUUCAAUGUUGAAGAGCAACUUCAGAGACAUUACACUGGUCAUAACGAUGAUGUCAAGUGCCUGGCUGUUCAUCCUGAUAGGAUCACUAUAGCAACAGGUCAAGUUGCAGGGACAUCCAAGGAUGGGAAACAAUUGCCACCACACGUGCGUGUCUGGGAUUCUGUGACUCUGAACACACUGCAUGUCAUUGGAAUGGGCUUUUUUGACCGAGCUGUCACUUGCAUUGCUUUUUCUAAAUCUAAUGGAGGAAGUAGCCUGUGCUCUGUGGAUGACUCAAAUGACCAUGUGCUUUCUGUGUGGGACUGGCAGAAAGAAGAAAGGCUGGCAGAUGUCAAGUGCUCUAAUGAGGCUGUAUUUGCUGCAGAUUUUCACCCUACUGAUACAAAUAUAAUAGUUACUUGUGGAAAAUCACACCUUUAUUUUUGGACACUAGAAGGGAAUUCCCUUAUUAAAAAACAAGGAUUAUUUGAGAAACAAGAGAAGCCAAAGUUUGUCCUGUGUGUGACCUUUUCUGAAAAUGGUGAUACUAUUACAGGAGACUCAAGCGGAAACAUUUUGGUUUGGGGGAAAGGUACCAACAGGAUAAGCCAUGCAGUGCAGGGGGCACACGAGGGUGGAAUAUUCGCGCUGUGUAUGCUGCGAGAUGGCACCUUGGUGUCAGGAGGUGGAAAAGACCGAAAGCUGAUAUCUUGGAAUGGAAAUUACCAAAAAAUUCACAAGACUGAGAUUCCAGAGCAGUUUGGUCCAAUCAGAACAGUAGCAGAGGGAAAAGGGGACGUUGUAUUAAUAGGAACCACUAGAAACUUCGUCCUACAGGGCACGCUAUCAGGAGAUUUUUUCCCAAUUACCCAGGGUCACACUGAUGAGCUUUGGGGACUUGCAGUCCAUUCCUCUAAACCUCAGUUCUUCACGUGUGGACAUGACAAACACAUUACUCUCUGGGAUGCUACCACUCAUAAUCCUAUCUGGAACAAGAUUAUAGAGGAUCCAGCACAGUCUUCAGGUUUUCAUCCCUCAGCAUCUGUCGUUGCAGUAGGGACACUGACUGGAAGGUGGUUUGUGUUUGACACAGAAACAAAAGACUUGGUCACUGUACACACAGAUGGAAACGAACAGCUGUCUGUAAUGCGUUACUCACCAGAUGGAAACUUCUUGGCAAUAGGUUCCCAUGACAACUGUAUUUAUAUAUAUGGUGUAAGUGAAAAUGGAAGAAAGUACACUAGAAUUGGCAAAUGUUCAGGUCAUUCCAGCUUCAUUACUCAUCUGGAUUGGUCUGUUAAUUCACAGUAUCUUGUGUCUAAUUCAGGAGACUAUGAAAUCUUAUACUGGAUUCCCUCUGCUUGUAAACAAGUCGUGAGUGUUGAAACAACUAGAGAUAUAGAAUGGGCCACUUACACCUGUACUUUAGGAUUCCAUGUCUUUGGUGUAUGGCCUGAAGGUUCAGAUGGAACAGAUAUCAACGCUGUGUGUCGGUCACAUGGGAGAAAACUGUUAUCCACAGGGGAUGACUUUGGCAAAGUACAUCUCUUCUCAUAUCCAUGUUCACAGUUUAGGGCUCCAAGCCAUGUGUAUGGUGGACACAGCAGUCACGUAACUAACGUUGAUUUUCUCUGUGAAGACACCCACCUCAUCUCCACAGGUGGCAAAGACACAAGCAUUAUGCAGUGGCGAGUCAUUUGAAGGCAACAUCAGAGUGAACAUACACAGUUGAGUUGACCAUGCACAGAACUGAUGUAUAAACUGUAUAUUUAAAACUUAACAGUAUGUUUGCAGUUUAGCCUGGUCACUGUGAUUUUUAUUUUUUUUUUGUUUAAAAAAUUCUUACAAACCUCAGGAAAAUGAAGCCCUGUGCUGGUUACCUUACUCAGUCUAGUGAUUUGUUUUUUCAUUGUGUCACACCUUAAGAAUGAUCAUUCUCUAUUGUACAAUAUCCAAUGCAGUACAAGUUUAACAUAAGAAACAUGGCUUGACAGUUU